AUGGCCUCAAUCAUCGGACGCGCCGCUUUCCGCGCAACUCGCCCUCUCCGCGCCUCGGGCGUCAACUCGGGCGCCGAGAACGCUGCUUCUCAAGCCAGCCGUGAAGCCGACAAGCAGGCCCUCAAGCAGGGCGCCCGCAAGGACCCCGAGCUCUACGAUACCCGAUUUACUGACAAGGCUUCGCGAAACAACAGNAUCCUGCUCACCAUCAUGUCUGGUGCUUUCGGUCUCGCUGGCUGGCACUUCUCGCGCAACCCCACCUCUUCCUCAUCCGAGAACCCCGUUAGCAAGGCUGCCGACUCCGAGCCCUGGAAGACUGGUGGUGAUGCCAAGUACCAGUACCACCCCGGCGGUGACACCAGCAAGCCUCGCAAGGAUGCUCCCUCGGCUUUGAACGAGGUCAUUGUCCCCAACGUCAACCUGCCCAGAGUGAGUAGCGAUCGAAAAUCUAUCAUAUCCAUCCCAGUCACGCUGACAACCUUGACCAGNGAGCUCCACGAGAAGUACAACAAGUGGGGCAAGGAGGGUUACUAG
Molecule: messenger RNA, 534 nt
Organism: Aureobasidium musti
Lineage: Eukaryota; Fungi; Ascomycota; Dothideomycetes; Dothideales; Saccotheciaceae
Source: the annotation of a GenBank genome assembly